Ramularia collo-cygni is the source of this 3171-nucleotide messenger RNA. RefSeq lists its product as uncharacterized. Lineage: Eukaryota; Fungi; Ascomycota; Dothideomycetes; Mycosphaerellales; Mycosphaerellaceae. The transcript has a single exon. The coding region runs from base 1 to 3171 and encodes 1056 amino acids. Gene Ontology annotation, molecular function: protein binding. The record is from RefSeq and is a predicted model, not a curated record.
AUGGCCUAUGAUCAGGGUGCAGCCUACGAGCCGCCGCAAAGGAAUUAUCUGCCUCAGCCGCAUGCCUCGAACCCCGCGCAUAACGGGUAUCAGAACGAUUACGCCGAAUAUGCGAGCACGCCCUACGAUCAGUAUCCGCAGAAUUACGGUCACCAGCAGCAUGGUGGCUACGACGCCCAGCCAGCCUACAGCAAUGGGCACGCGAGUGGCUAUCAGAACAGCGCAUACGACGACAGACCACAGGCAAGCCCCGAACGCGCCUAUGACCCGAGAUAUCAGCCUCGCGCACAGAACGGCCCUCCAACAGGUCAAGGACAGCCUCCAGUUCAGAGAGGGCCGCCGCCCCAGCAGGGUAGGCAGCCCCAGCGAGAAGACGCUCGACAGAACGGACGUUCCCAGCAGAGACCGAGAGAUCCUCGCGACCAGCGCGGUAUGGACCCUAGGGGAAGGGGCAAUGGACCGCCCAGCGGAGGUGCACAGGAUCCUAUGGCGGAUUGGAAAGCACGAGAAAAGGCCAAGCUCAAGAAACAAGCGCAGGCUCCGGAGAGUUUGCCUAUAGACAAUGCAUUUCCUGUAUUUCCGAAGAGAAACGAGUCUUCCAUGGACAGGUCCGGAGGAGCUAGCUCGAGAGCCAGUGGAGACCGCAACAGGCCUCGCACUUCGGGAAAUUCACGGCCAAGGGAGGAUAAACAUGCGACGGGAGCUUCUAGCAGGGCAGAGUACGGGAGGCAUGAUUCCAACGAGCGCGCCUACGGCGGCCAGAAUGUCGCACCACAGCAUACUUCCGAUAGGCAUUGGAAUGGAGAGCAGCCGUCAAACAAUGCCGGUGCUUCAGCACACGAGCAGUACCCAGCACAGUGGCCCAUUGUCGACGACCACGCACAGCCGCCUCCACAGCAAGUAAAUGGCUAUGCGCAAAGUUAUGCGCCAGAUCCGCAGGAGUAUCAAUACAAGUCAAGGCAAGACUCCCAGCCUCGCGCCGCUGCUGUGCCUCGUCCAGCAACUUCUCACGACCAGGCUAUUUCCCCGUCCAGCCAUUACCCGCAAGAGCCACGGCCGUGGGUUCAACAGGGCCCUGCCAGUGACAGCGGCCACAGCCUAGGAGAGAUAUAUGACGAUUAUGCUGAUACCAGCGCCGAGCCGCAGCCGGGCCAACUGAAGCGCGUUCCCACGAAUCGCGAUGAGGAGAUUGAGUUCGAAAUGCCAGACUUUGACAGUGCGGCACCUGGGCAGACAUCACUUGCUCAGAAAAAGGCUGCCCCACCACCUAUAGACUCCAUGGCUACUGCCACGCCUCCUCCAGUUUCUAGUGCGCGAUCUGCUCCUCCAGGUGUGCAUGGCAACGGCUAUGGCCCAAGACCUCCAUACGAUCAAUCCAGCAGAUCUACACCAGCUCUCAACCAACAACGCGGAGCGCCGCCAGGUAGAGGUAUGCCCGGCCCGUACGCGCAACAAGGUUAUGAUCUGCCACAUCGCGGGCCUCCUCAGCAAGAUCCAGGAUAUGGACGAGGCGGACCAAUGCAGCCUCCUCGUGCUCCAUUCGCGCACGAGCCACCUGCACGGCGGUCUCUAGAUGAUGCCAGGCAGGGACCACGGCGUCCCGGUCCUGGUCAGCCUCCUCCGCCACAGCGAUUUGAUCAGUAUGGCAGACCUAUACGACCGCCACCAGGACCAGGACGACCAGACAUGGAUCGCAGCGCGACUUGGGCUGAUCCACGCCAAGUGCGAGGCAACGGGCCACCACCACCACCGCAUCAGCAAGGCCCACGAGGACCUCCCAAUGGUGCACCGCUCACCCAGCAACGCUCGAACCCRGAUGCACUCCCACAACACCCAGUACCUGUACGUCCUGGGCUUAUGGAACAGAGCGAACCACAGGCAGCUAAGCCUCCACCUGUUCGAAACUACAACGGCACAGGAUCCAUACCUCCCACAUCCUCUGGUCCACCACCUGCUCCAAGUGCUCGCGACCGCCAAGCUUCGAUCGAUCUCUUCGCUAGGCCUGUGACGCUCGCAGAGAUUGAUCAACUGCGCGCCGCUGCCGAUUCCACCAACAGUCCGAAACAAGGAUUGAUUCUUGUGAAGAAGCUGGUUGAAGCCGCCGCUGUUCUGGCCACAGAAGGCGGCCGUGCAGAUCAGAAAACCACGGCCAAGAAUCGCGAACGUUACAUCACGGAGGCGUACAAGCGAUUGAAGAAGCACGUCACAAACGGAUACCCUGAUGCGCAAUUCUACCUGGCAGACUGCUACGGCCAAGGCAUGCUUGGCUUGGAGGUUGACACCAAAGAAGCUUUCAAGCUCUACCAAGCAGCCGGCAAAGCCGGACACCCGCAAGCCGCCUAUCGCACGGCCGUUUGCUGUGAGAUGGGUCCUGAGGAAGGUGGUGGUACUAGUCGUGACUACCCAAAGGCUGUGCAGUGGUACCGCCGCGCCGCCGCGCUUGGAGAUGCGGCUGCCAUGUAUAAGAUCGGCGCAAUCCUGUUGAAGGGCUUGCUGGGACAGCCAAGGAACAUUGCAGACGCGGUGACUUGGUUGAAGCGAGGUGCUGAACGUGCAGAUAUCGAUCAUCCCCACGCUCUGCAUGAAUUGGCCGGCCUGUACGAAAGUGCCAACACGAAUCCUGAAAUCCGCAACAAGGUCAUCGCCGACGAUGCGUAUGCGCGGGAUUUAUUCCAACAGGCUGCAGGGUUGGGCUACAAGUUUUCGCAAUUCAGGCUGGGACAAGCCUAUGAAUAUGGAUUGCUGGGAUUGCCAACCGAUAAUCGUACAAGCAUCAGCUGGUAUACGAAAGCUGCUGCACAAGGAGAGCACCAGGCUGAGUUGGCGCUCAGUGGAUGGUAUCUCACAGGCGCGGAGGGUAUACUGGAGCACAGCGAGACGGAGGCCUAUCUUUGGGCGAGAAAAGCCGCUGCUAGUGAACCGCCGUUGCCCAAGGCUAUGUUUGCCAUGGGCCAUUUCACUGAGGUGGGCAUAGGAUGUCCUGCUAAUAUGGAAGAGGCGAGGAAGUGGUACGGAAGGGCUGCUUCGCACAAAUUCCCAAAAGCUAUUGAAAGGUUGGAGGAGUUGAGGAAAGGUGGUGGCAAGGCUGGGAAAGCGCCGCAGGGGAAACUCUCGAGGAAGGAGGGGAAGAGAGAUCAGAAGAAGGAUGAAGAGAAUUGUAGUGUGAUGUGA